This is a messenger RNA of Gaeumannomyces tritici R3-111a-1, 1389 nucleotides long. RefSeq names its product NADPH-dependent methylglyoxal reductase GRE2. Gene Ontology annotation, molecular function: oxidoreductase activity, acting on the CH-OH group of donors, NAD or NADP as acceptor. The transcript has 6 exons. The record is from RefSeq and is a predicted model, not a curated record. Bases 221 to 1276 code for a protein of 351 amino acids. NCBI's taxonomy places the organism in Eukaryota, Fungi, Ascomycota, Sordariomycetes, Magnaporthales, Magnaporthaceae.
CUGAUGAUGCAACUGGCCUGUACUAACCGGCCUGCACCAACUGGCCUGCAUCAGACAGUUAUGAAGGUCUGACAAGAAAAGGGCAAAAAACGAUUUGACGGAUACUCCUGACACGGUGACACGGUGACACGGUGGGGGACAUGACGUUGCGGCCGAGCAUCGGUACCGGUUGGACCCUCCCCCGCGCAAUGCCCCUCCUUAGGCGUGGCCUGGCUUCACAAUGACUGCACAGGUCAUCAACAUGAGCUCCAAGCCGAAGGUUUUAUUGACCGGCGGGUCCGGCUUCAUCGCGGCCCACAUCCUGGAACGGCUGCUGGAGAAGGGUUACAGGGUCGUCACCACCGUCCGCAGCCAGGACAAGGCCGACAAGAUCCGCGCCGCCUACCCCAAGGCCGAGCUGGAAAUUGCCAUUGUCCCCGACAUUGCCCAGCCCGACGCCUUUGACGACGUCGUCCAGACCCCCGGCAUCGAGCUUGUCUUGCACACGGCGUCGCCGUUCCACUUCAACAUCCAGAGCGCCAAGGAGCUCAUCGACCCGGCCGUGGUGGGCACGACGUCGAUCCUCAAGGCCAUCGCGCGGUCGGCCCCGGCCGUGAGGCGCGUCGUCGUCACCUCGUCCUUUGCCGCCAUCGUGGACCCGGCGCGGGUCUGGGACCCGGCCACGACGUUUGACGAGUCGUCGUGGAACCCCGUGACGCUGGCCGAGGCCGAGGCCGACAAGGCCACGUCGUACCGCGCCUCCAAGAAGCUGGCCGAGCAGGCCGCGUGGGAGUUUGUGCGCGACCCGGCCAACGCCGCAAAGUUCGACCUGGCCACCAUCAACCCGCCCAUGGUGUUCGGCCCCGUGGUGCCGCACUUUGUGAGCCGCGACUCGGUCAACACGAGCAACGCGCGCGUCGUGGACCUGCUGCAGGGCAAGUGGCGGGCCGACGGUCCCCCUGAAACUGGCCUUGCUUUUAUCUGGAUCGAUGUGAGAGACCUUGCGGCCUGCCACCUGCGCGCGCUUGAGGCGCCCGAGGCCGGCGGCAAGCGGCUGUUCACCACGGCCGGCACCUUUUGCAACAGGGAGAUCUGCGACGUGGUCAGGAAGCACUUUGGGGACGAGUACGCCGACAAGCUGCCGUCGCCCGACAUCAAGGGCGGCGAGAUCGCGCCCGAGGACACGAGGUACAAGUUCGACAACUCGGAGACCAACAGGAUCCUGGGUGUCCAGUACAGAACACUCGAACAGUGUAUGAUUGAUACCGUCAAGGAGUUCAAGACGGUGGGCCUAUAAGUAAACUGAAGGGACCUGACCUGGUUGGUGUCAAGUGGUAUAUGUCCAAUAAAAUCCGGUCGUAAAAGUAGGUGGGCGUCGGAAAAUCAUGGGCAGACGUCCAUGAGAACGGC